AUGGCAAACACGACUGAAGAAUUCCGAUUGAUUUCUCCAACCAUAGACCACAACAGGAGACUACCAAGAAAAUACACAGGCGACGGUCAAGGUGCCAAAAAGAACUUAUCACGUCCCUUGGAAUGGUAUAACAUUCCAGCGGGGACGAAGAGUUUAGCUCUGGUGGUGCAGGACAUUGACGCGUCCGACCCGGAUGGGCCCAUCGUACCGUGGACCCACUGGGUUGUGGCGAACAUACGGCCGUCGUUGAAGGGAUUGCCGGAGGGAUUUUCCGGUAAGGAGGAGGAGGUGGAUGGAGAAUAUGGUGAGAUAAAAGAAAGGAAUAAUGACUGGAAGGUUCCCGGGUGGCGUGGCCCCAAGUUGCUGACAACUGGACAUCACCCGCCAGGGCAUCGGUUGGAGUUCAAGUUGUAUGCCUUAGAUGAGGAGCUUCAUCUUGGGAGAAAGGUGACAAAGGAGAAGGUUUUGGAUGUAAUUGAAGGGCACGUACUUGGGGAAGCAGUUUUGCUGGCCUAUUUCUGA
Molecule: messenger RNA, 522 nt
Organism: Rhododendron vialii
Lineage: Eukaryota; Viridiplantae; Streptophyta; Magnoliopsida; Ericales; Ericaceae
Exons: 2
Coding region: 1-522 (173 amino acids)
Source: RefSeq, a predicted model, not a curated record